Molecule: messenger RNA, 2244 nt
Organism: Manduca sexta (tobacco hornworm)
Lineage: Eukaryota; Metazoa; Arthropoda; Insecta; Lepidoptera; Sphingidae
Product: UDP-glucosyltransferase 2
Exons: 9
Coding region: 902-2179 (425 amino acids)
Molecular function (GO): UDP-glycosyltransferase activity
Source: RefSeq, a predicted model, not a curated record
ACCUGCAUAAAAAAAAUAACUGCUUGAAAUUUUCUUCUACGGUCUCUGGGUGUUAAUUGAGCUUUUGCGAAAGUUACUCAGUAAAAAGAACAUCAUCCUUGUAUAUACAUUUCCUACUGCUAAGCAAGCUGCUUAAUGCGUCACGCUGGCUUAGUGCGGCUUAAGUUCAUAUACCUUUCAAAUUCCUUUUCCACCUCAUUAAAAUUUCCUCACGAUAUUCUUCUUUACGUGGACUUGUUAUAGAGGGAGAUUUGUCGUAAUUUUAAUUUAAUUUUCUUGUUUAGCAUCAAACCGAACGAUAAUUGAUAAACGGAACUUACCUUUCCUUAGUAAAACCACGCGUAUUGGUUUGUGAAACCACAGCUUCGUAGUCUCUUCUAUCCCGGCUCGAACCAAAAAGUUCAGUAACUCAUAUUUGUAUCAUUAAGCGGAACAGCUUGCUUGCAUACGUGUUCCUUCCUUCCUACAACUUGGCGUAAUUCAAGCGGAGCGUGAAGAAGCAAUUAAGUGGACCGGUAUAACUGUGCCGUCUGUGGCCGUUUAUUUCUUUCCAGUCGAUAUGUUUUUGGGCAUCUAUUCACUUACCAUCAGCAGUAAGUUCACUUUACUGUGCCCUCGAUAAGAUAAUCCACUUAAUACAAUUCUUGUCUGUGAAACCAAUCGUAGUUAAAUGUAUUUAUUUGUAUUAAUGGAACAUCAUGUAUAUUUAAUGCCUUUGUAAUAUAAAGAUAUCCUUUUUUCUUUAAUAUCCCUGAUUGUGAUAUCAGCUGAUAAAUAUUUCAUGUCCCAUUUAUUUAUUUAGUCAGUGUAUGUUUGAUUAGUGAUCUUUUCGUUGGUUCUUCAUUGUUUUGGUUUUGAGUGUUUUUUGACAUACACCUAAUCUGGGUUGCGGUUUGAGAAAAUGACGACGCCACUUUUCCGGGUAGCGUUAAGUUUCUUCCUCUGUCUGUAUACAUGCAGCGCUUACAAGGUCUUGGUUGUAUUUCCCCUACCCGGCAAGAGCCAUGGCAUCCUAGGAUCCAGUUUAGUGAAACAUCUCCUUAAUUUCGGGCACGAGGUAACAUAUAUUACUCCCUUCGUUUCUGAACGGCCACACCCCAAUCUUCAGCAAGUCGACGUGAGCCUCAAUUUGAAUUUUAUCCCGAGCUUUCAGCAGUAUUUAAUGCAUGUUUUCUCCGUCAACGUACCACCUUUCUCAUUUCGCCAACGUCUUCAGGAAUUGUGGACGCAGAUCGAAGUCACAAGUUAUAUGUACUGGAAAAGCGACAAUGCAGAAAAUAAAGAAUAUGAAAGACUCAUUGCUCCGAUCGUAAGAAAGCGAGGGCGUGAACCUCCGUCCUAUUACGACGUGAAGUACAACGCCUCUCUAGUUCUGGGUAACUCCCACGUUUCCUUGGGCCAGGCGACGACUGUACCAGAAGCUUACAAGGCUGUAGGAGGAUACCAUGUUGAUGAAGAAGUACUACCACUGCCCCCGAAUAUACAACAUAUAAUGGACAAAGCCAAACAUGGAGUAAUAUUCUUCAGCAUGGGAUCUCAAUUGAACAGCAAGGAUAUACCCGAAGAUAUCAAGAGAAAACUUCUUGAAUUGUUCGGUGCCUUUAAGCAAACAGUUAUAUGGAAAUUCGAAGAGAAACCCGAUCAAUUACCUAACAACGUUCAUGUCUUGAAAUGGGCACCGCAACAGAGCAUUUUAGCACAUCCUAAUUGCGUCCUUUUCAUAACCCACGGCGGUCAGUUGUCGACCACAGAAGCCAUCCAUUUUGGAGUACCAAUCAUCGGCAUACCAGUCUUCGGUGAUCAAUUUGUAAACAUUGCAAGAGCUGUCAACAAAGGUUUUGCUUUGCAAGUAAAACUAUCUUAUUCUUUGGCAGAAGAUCUGAAGUUGGCUAUUCAGGAGAUUUUGAAUAAUCAAAUAUAUACGGAGAAAAUAAAGAGAUUAUCAGUCGUAUACCAUCACCGUCCAGUGAAGCCUGGUACCGAAAUUGUUCAUUGGGCCGAACACGUCAUCAUAACUCAAGGAGCUCCACAUCUUAGAUCUUAUGGAUCCCUGGUACCGUGGUAUCAGAAACUAUAUUUAGAUCUGAUCGUGAUAAUAAUUGCUCUAGUAUUGGUAUUGAAGCGCAUUCUCAAGUUCUUUUUCUCAAAGAAGAUAAGUAACAGCAAGAAGAAUAAUUAAAUUUCAGUAGAGUUAAUGUUUUUUUUAUUAAAUGUUUUAAAAAUGAAUACUUAUUGAACUUUUAU